This is a messenger RNA of Synchiropus splendidus (mandarinfish), 657 nucleotides long. RefSeq lists its product as uncharacterized. The record is from RefSeq and is a predicted model, not a curated record. Lineage: Eukaryota; Metazoa; Chordata; Actinopteri; Syngnathiformes; Callionymidae. Bases 1 to 657 code for a protein of 218 amino acids. The transcript has a single exon.
AUGACGAUGCCAACCAACACCAAGUUGUUGCCGUGGUUACUGCUGCUGCUGCUCUCCGUGAUAAGCUCCGCCCCCUCACCCGACAACUCUGUUCUGUUCUUGGACACUGGCGCCCACCUGCGGAACUGCAGUUGCUCCACGUUGGUCCGGGACUGCGAUGAGGAGCUGGUGGCGUCUUCCUGCGCGUGUCGCACUGUUGUCGUGGCAGCGCCCCCUGCUGGGCUCAGACUGCCGCGGCGCCUCAGCGUCUGGGUGAAGGAGCCCGUCGUCGUCGGCGAGCUGCUCGGCAGCAGCACCAUCGCACAUCUGCGCCUGUCCUACUGCGGGAGGAUUCCGGCGAGCGGCGGGACUCUGGCGGUGCUGGGCCUGCAGACGCUGACCGUCCGCGCCGCAGCGCCGGGCGCCGUCCUGCCCGAGCAGACCGUGACGCUCUCUCAACCAGCAGGUGUCGCCACGGAGCUGGAGGACUGGGGCGUGGCCUCGACCGUCAGUCACAUGACCGCGGUGGAUCUGACGGUGCUGAACGGACGUUCGGCUCUGAAGUCCUUCAGCGUCCUGGGAGCGUCCGCCGCCACCCUCCGCCAGCACUUCCCUGACUUGGCCCCGCCCCCGGCCUGCUGCCACUCCCACCCGCUGCUCAUCACUUUUGUUUAUUGA